AUGCAGCAGUAAAAUCCAAUCCUUUUGACAAUCUCAAACAUUCUGGACGAAAUAAUCAAAGAAACUGAUGCUCUUGAAGUAGAAUCAAAUUCUAUCUUUCACGCAAUGGCAGCUCCGGCAAUCUCAAUCUAUAAUUAUUUGCAAAGAAUAAAUAAAUACACUCACUGCAGUGAAUAAUGCUUUGUCAUAGCGCUAAUAUACUUAGACAGACUUUAAGAAAAACACUCAUAUCUAGUAUUAAAUUCCCAUUGUAUACAUAGAUUUUUGCUAUUGGCCCUUAUGACUGCGAUAAAAUUUUAAGAUGAUGAUUACUAUAAGAAUGAAUAUUAUGCUAAGGUUGGAGGAAUAAAUGUGAAAGAAAUAAAUAGGCUAGAAUAAGAAUUCUUGGAAUAUAUGAAUUAUGAAUUGUUCAUAGAUGAACAAUAAUAUCUAGUGUACGAAAAGAGAUUGUUAGAGUAUGGGGAAAUAGAAAUGUCUUGA
Messenger RNA from Paramecium tetraurelia, 480 nucleotides. RefSeq lists its product as uncharacterized. Gene Ontology annotation, biological process: regulation of cyclin-dependent protein serine/threonine kinase activity. NCBI's taxonomy places the organism in Eukaryota, Ciliophora, Oligohymenophorea, Peniculida, Parameciidae. The record is from RefSeq and is a predicted model, not a curated record. Gene Ontology annotation, molecular function: protein kinase binding. The transcript is spliced from 2 exons.